Molecule: messenger RNA, 1742 nt
Organism: Rana temporaria (common frog)
Lineage: Eukaryota; Metazoa; Chordata; Amphibia; Anura; Ranidae
Gene: CTNNBIP1
Product: catenin beta interacting protein 1
Exons: 5
Coding region: 205-450 (81 amino acids)
Biological process (GO): negative regulation of Wnt signaling pathway
Cellular component (GO): cytosol; nucleus; beta-catenin destruction complex
Molecular function (GO): beta-catenin binding
Source: RefSeq, a predicted model, not a curated record
CCACGGUAAGCUCCUCCUCCGUGGCCGGUGAUUGGCAGGCGGUGGCCGCCGGAUCUGCAGGGCACACACACAGGCCGGAGCCGGUAGAGAGGAGGAGCCGUGCGGCCGGACGAGGAAGGAGACUCCGCUGAUCGGGUCCCCUAUCUCCAGUGUGACUGGUCAGGCCAAGGGAAUCCUUCAGCAAGAGGGAGCAGGGCAGGGGGCAUGAACCGCGAGGGGGCCCCCGGGAAGAGUCCGGAAGAGAUGUACGUUCAGCAGAAAGUGCGGGUCCUGCUCAUGCUGAGGAAGAUGGGCUCUAAUCUCACCCCUAGUGAGGAAGCAUUCCUGCGAUCGUAUGCUGGAGUGGUCACUAGCCAGCUCAGCCAGCUGCCCCAGCACGCCAUUGAUCAGGGUGCUGAGGAUGUGGUCAUGGCUUUCUCCAGAUCAGAGGCAGAAGACCGAAGGCAGUAACGACACGGCAGCCAUAUUUUCUUCCAAGAGCACAGAUGGGCAAACCAGAGACACCACUGAAUCUUUGGGGGCAGGCUGCCAUAUAUCUGGAUUGCUCUUCGCCCUCCCCCCCUUGUUUUUAUGACCUCUUCCAAUUUCCUAAAAUAUUUUUCUUGGUAUUCUCCAUUGUACAAACUCUCAUCUUCAACCUCCCACCAACCAAACGUCAGGGGAGGGCCCAGAGCCCGAGGCAUCAUGGGAAAACGGAACAGCUUGGCCACCGCAGGAGCAAACUCCUCUCACCAGAGGUUCAGUCGAUAUUGCCGAAGCCUUUAUCGCCGUGAUUUAUUAUUUCCGCCAUAACGUUUUAUUUUUUGCGUUGGCGCCUCCCGUUCCUGGAUAGCAAUGUUUACCUACACUUGCUACUAAUAACGUUUUUUUUUUUUUUUCCUUUUCAAUGUGGUGUGAACCCGGAGCGGGCGUGUAACUCGGCCAUGGGAUGGCUGCUUUGUGGCUUCUGUGCUCACCGUCACAUAUUUUCAUAAUGACUUUUAAAUUUUUGUUUUUGUAAUUGCCUUUUUUUUUUUUGUUUUGUUAACAUUGGCGCUUUUGGCUGUUACGACACUGUUUUCCUGACUUGAAAAAAAAAAAAAAGUGAGCGAGCUUUCUGCAGUAUUUAUUACAAGUGUGAGGAAAGCGCGAGCUUCACUCCCUUUUGUUAUCACUCUUUUGGAAGCAUGUGAGUUUUAACUUGUUAGUUUUUAUUUUUUAUUCAUUUUUUUUUUUUUUAAAUGAGCCCGAGGAAAUCGCGGGACUGAGACGGCCGCGAAAUUGCACCGUUUGGGACUCUGACAGAGGAUGAAAGAAAUACAUAGUGCUGUCUUUACUGUGUUGUCGUAUUGGUGUGACCAGAAUUUUAUUGUUUUUCCUUUUUUUUAUUAUUUUUGUUUUUGUUUUUUUUCCCCCCUGCGUUCUCUGUGCCAUAACCGAAGUGGUUCUCAAGCCUGUCCUUGGUGUGGAAAAAAUAUUCUGAACCUUGUGGCGCAGCCUCUUUUGUGACUUGGACCAAAAGCUUACUGUAUCGGUUGAUCAGGGAUGAGGCAUCGAGGUACAAGAGCACUUUGUGCCUCGGUAAGGUUGCGUGUAACCUUGUAAAACUGAGAAGUUCAAAACGAAGCUAGCCAUAGAGAUUGUUCACAAAUCGAUCGAUAAUCGAGUAGUAUGAUAAGGCCUUUUGAAACUGCCAUGGGUUGGAUGUCUUGAUCCAGCCUCCAUGACUCUGCUGCGAAAAUAAAAGGGUUGAGGAGGAAUUU